Messenger RNA from Coregonus sp. 'balchen', 15653 nucleotides. Lineage: Eukaryota; Metazoa; Chordata; Actinopteri; Salmoniformes; Salmonidae. The record is from the annotation of a GenBank genome assembly.
AUGGCUUCUCCGGGUGCCACCUCGAGCCCUUUGAGUAUCCUGGCUCCCAAAACGAAGACAAAGAAGAAACAUUUUGUACAGCAGAAAGUGGAGGUGUUCCGAGCCAGUGACCCUGUCCUAAGCGUCCUUAUGUGGGGAGUCAAUCACUCGGUACGUCGAUUAAAUCAAUGUUUUUGUUGAUGUUAUUAUUAUUGUGUGUGUGUUCUAACAGUGUAUCCACUGUCUGCAGAUUAAUGACCUGGUCCAGGUGCCUGUCCCCGUCAUGCUGCUUCCUGAUGACUUCAAAGCCAAUACCAAGAUCAAAGUCAACAACCAUCUCUUCAACAAGUAGGCUACUAUACUAGACUACGUACAGCACAAUCUCUGUUUGUUAAACCAGCUCCGUAAAAAAAUAGAUAUAUUGAUCCUUGCUCAAGUGGAGAGUUAACCAUGUCAUCUGAUUAUAAAUCCCCUUGUUGACUCAAUUGUUCCAAAUUUGGCACACAAUCUCUGCCAGGGCCGGCUCUAGCCUUUUGGUGGCUCUAAACACCCAUUCUGCCAUGGUGUGGAGAUACAUUUUUGCAGUUUCAAAGCUAAUUUCCUGCAAUUCUACACAUUUUGUAAGGACUUGUGCCAUGUUAAUAUGAUAUCUGAGUGAGAAUGACUAACAAAAUCAAUGGAACUCAGGGCCUCUGGGCACAUGCGCUGCGUGCCCGGUCGGUAUUCCAUCAUAAUUACUACAAGUUUUGAUAGCUAGUUAGACUAACUACCAGUCUAAAAAUGGUUUGCUGACAUGGCUAAUUGAGUGACUGUCAGUGACUGACAUAACAAGAGAAAAACUGUUGAUGCACAACAUUUAUUAUUCUACUACCCCGACUGAGUUCCUAAAAAAAACAAUAUAUAUCCGAGGACCCCCGGACUGCUUAUGUUGCUUAUGCCUGGAACCGGCCCUGAGCUCUGCCACAAACCAAUUUUCUGUUCAUGCAAUAAUUGCAUAUUAGAAGAUAGGUUUGUCUAUGUUUAUCUGAAUUUCAAAGGUGAACACUACCUAUGAAGCUGCAUUCUGUGCAGAGAUGUGAGAGGGAGUGUUUGUGGGAAACACUGACCUUAAGCAUUGUUGAGAGCUUUGCAGCCUUGCAGGUUUUGUAAGAAGGAGGAUUUACAGUAAAGUGCUCCUACUAUUCUAAAAGAGAAAGAAAUGUCCUGUGUGUGGACCAUAGCAGGGAUUGUUUAACCUCUGGGUGCAGCUCAGCUCACACAAACACUAUGAUGCUCAAUGGCUAAGUAGACAGCGCAAUUAGACUCACGAUGACAUGUCCACUGAAAGGAAUGUGAAAGGCAUCGGACACAGAGAGAACGUGUGUGUGUGUGUGUGUGUGUGUGUGUGUGUGUGUGUGUGUGUGUGUGUGUGUGUGUGUGUGUGUGUGUGUGUGUGUGUGUGUGAGACACACACACACACACACACACACACAGAUAAGUGACAGGGAUAAAUCUUUUUUUUUUUAAUCUGUAUUUCUUCUUGUAUUUCUCGAAGGCCAGAGAUUGUGUUGUUAUUGUACAGUGGGGUCCUGCAUGUUUCCUAGCAGAGACCGUAAACUAUAUAAACCUCAAUGAGAUUUAGUAGUUUUUCCAAUCCUUUAAUCUGGUCAGGAAUUCAGGCCAUGGUGAAGGAUUGCUCCCACGUUACUUUGUUUGGAUUCUUUUUAAUUUGCACAAGAAUAAGAAAGCCCUUUGAAAUAAUUUUGGAAUGAUAGGCAUAGUGGUUCAGAUAUCAUAAUAUCAAUCAGAUGUCCUCAGAAAUGCCUUCCACUAUUAUUAAUCCAAUUAAUAUUGCAAUGCUAUUUUUACAGUAGCCCUUGGACUGCAAAACCUACUCAACCAAAAUGGUUAUUGCACAAUAUAAUUUAUUUGAGCUUGUCCUCAGAUUAUUCUUCAAUACAUUAUUCACAAUAUUAAUCAGUUAUUGCGCUCAGUUGUACAAGUUGCUCAUUCUGAUCCCUGUAUUUAGUCUGUUCUCUGCUUUCCUCCCUAAGUGGUAGUACACAGCUGAAAGCACCUGGGAGAGUGAUUAGAAGCAUGGUGUUCCAUUUCUGAACAAUGAAGUGUGAAAUUCCUGCCUCAAGUAGGGAGAGGAGAGGGAAAGAGAGAGGGAGAUUAGAUUUGAGAUUUUAGUCAUUUAGCAGACGCUCUUAUCCAGAGCGAUUUACACGAGCAAUUAGGGUCAAGGGCACAUCGACAGAUUUUUCACCUAGUCGGCUCGGGGAUUAGAACCAGCAACCUUUCGGUUACUGGCACAACGCUCUUAACCACUAAGCUACCUGCCGCCCCAAAACAACACACAGAAAAGAGGCCAAAUGAUAUCCAUGUCCUCAGGGUUAAUACCAGUAGUGUGUCAGGUCAUUAAGUUGAAGUCUGGUUCUGGUGUUUCUCAUGUUUGUCGAGAAGAUGUAGAAAUAUAGUCCUAAUGUUUGUGAAUGUUGAAUUCAUAUAGGCCUAACCUUAUAAAACCCAUAGAAUUAGAAUGAGUAGAAGAGGCAUCCCCAUUCAUUCUAUUUGUUAGAUCAGUAAUCCCAAACAUUAAAAAAAGAUUAUAAAGCUGUAAUAAACAUGAUCAAUAGUUACACUUUUGAUCUCUUAUUUGUUCCUCUACAGAGAGAAUCUUCCAGGACAUUUCAAGUUCAAAGAGUAUUGUCCACAGGUGUUCCGCAAUCUCCGAGAGCGCUUUGGAAUCGAGGAUCUGGAUUAUCAGGUAUGAAUACCCACACACACACACCAACAUGGUGAGUCUUUAUAAACUCUGUGGCUUUGAUGGCCUACUAGAAAGGGAGUAGGUUUGAAUGCGGCAGUUUUAAAUUUGCAUGAGGUUGGCAUAAUAUUUGCAUGGAUCAGUUGGUAGGUAAGGUCUGUGUUCACUGCAUGUUCUCACAUAAUGGUGUCUGUUCACUUUCAUUGUCACAGGUUAUGUGGCAUGUAAUAGGGGCUCGUGUGAUUUGGGGGAGAGUUGCCAUUUAAAGGUGAUGGAAUUUUAACGGGCCGAUGCCCGUUUAAUCAGUCAUAUCCCCAUUUUCUUCUAAGAGAUGCAUCUACCAUCUGUUUUGAUGGUGUGUUAGAAAAACAUUAACUCCACAUUAAUUUACGUUUCAGUCAUGAAAACAUCUGUCAAAGUUAGAUUUUGUGGUUAAUCAUCCCUUUAUGUACAGAGAUGUAAAUGUUUUCCAUAACAAAAACAAAGGAAAAGUUUGUAGGUAUUAUUGGUGGCUGUUGCACUUCUCUUAUCCUCUAUGAUUCACAGGUUUCUCUGGCCCGCAGCCCUCCAGUGAAGGACGGGGAUGGCCAAGGAGUGGGGCUGCUGCUGACAUCAUACGACCGCACCCUGAAACUCAAACAGAUCUCCAGUGAGGAAGUGGAGGACAUGCACAACAUCCUGUCUGAAUAUCACCAGGUAACAACACUGGAACCCUAUUCCCAUCUGGCACCCUAUUCCCUUUAGUGCACAACUGUGCAACAGUGAGAGUGCAAAGCUGGUCCUGGAGACUCUGGAGAUGGAUGUUUAAGCUUUUGUUCGAACUCAGCAUUAAAGGGAUACUUCGGGAUUUUGACAAUGAGGCCCUUUAUCUACUUCCCCAGAGUCAGAUAAACUCGUGGAUACCAUUUUUAUGUCUCUGUGUCCAGUAUGAAGAAAGUUGGAUGUAGUUUUGCGAGCCAAUGCUAACUAGCAUUAGCGCAAUGACUGGAGUUCUAUGGGUAUCUGCUAGCAUGCUAUACAGCUGAUUCAAUUAGUGAUUAUUUCAAUCAUGUGUUUUAGUGCUGGGCUGGAACAAUAGCCUGCACAUCCUGUACAGUAAUCUCCUAUAAAGAUGCAGCAUCACACUUAAAUUAAAUAACGGCCCAGCAAAAUAACGGCAAUAAGCUCUUGAACACCUCACCCACAUCAUCCCUGGUUCUCCCUCUCCACCAGUACAUAGUGACGUGUCACGGCAGCACGCUGCUGCCUCAGUUUCUGGCCAUGUACCGGGUGACCGUGGAGAGUGAGGACACCUACCUCAUCGUUAUGAGGAACAUGUUCAGCCACAGGCUCAACGUUCACAGGAAGUACGACCUCAAGGUAUCGAUCAAUAACAUUAUUUUAUAAAGACCUUUUUGCAUCAGCAGUAGACACAAAGAAAGUCCUAUACACUUUUUCAGUAUAUCUUUUUUAGGUUAUUUUGAGUGCAACCACAUUUAGUUUUUCAACUAUAUUACGUAACAACAUUUAGCCCAUAUAUUCAGAUCACUCAUCACUGUUCUAGGAUGUUCCAUGUUGUGGAUAUGAGGUAUGUUAGUGGUUUGGGCUCAGGAUAAAGUUUGUCUACUUACAAUGAUGUGGUUAUAUUGUGAUUAUGCUCUCACACAGACAGACCACUAGAGGGAACACUGGUGCCAUUACCCAUUCUGUUCACAGUAGUUUUGCUCAGUUCCACCAUAGAUGUAAUUACUGGCAGUGAAGGAAAGCAACCUGGCUCUCUGCCCCGUUAGAGGAGAAUAAGGCAGCCUCACAAAGUUACACACAAACACAGGGAAACUUCAUUUACACACACUGGAACAUAGGUACAUGGGGAUGGUUCUGAAAGGUACAUAGAAAGGAAUAAUGAAUAUAAACAUAUAGGCUACAAUGACUAUAGCAGAGUAACAAAUGGGUAUGAAUGAGCUUCAACAGUGUAAUGGCAUAGAACUGAAAUACCACAAUAUGAAGGAUGGUAUAUGAUAAUACACUGCAAUGAUGAGCAAUAGCAACUAGAGCUAAGAACUGUAUAUGAUAAUAGAUAUAGUAGGCUAUUACACAGUAAUGCACAACAACAAUGACUAAUCGACCAGUAGAUGGUGAAUGCUAUUACAUUUACACUUAUGUCAUUUAGCAGACGCUCUUAUCCAGAGCGACUUACAGGAGCAAUUAGGGUUAAGUGCCUUGCUAAAGGGCACAUCGACAGAUUUUUCACCUAGUAUUACACAGUAAUACAAUGUAACCAAAGGACUUUUACAAGUAUCAAAUAGAUAGUAAAUAGGAAACAGUAAAUAGCCACUACUAAUUGCAGAUAAUACCAACAACAACAAAAAUAACAAGGAGGAACACAGCUACUUCAGCACAAACUGCAACGAUAACAACGAUAAGAACAACUUACCUUGUUUAGGCAUCCCAUACAGAGCCUUCAGAAUGUAAUCACACCCCUUGACUUUUUCCACAUUUGGUUGUGUUACAGCCUGAAUAGAAAAUGUAUUACAUAGCGAUUUUUUUUGGUCACUGGCCUACACACAAUAGCCCAUAAUGUCAGUGGAAUUAUGUUUGUAGAAAUUUUUACAAAUUAAUUAAAAAUGAAAAGCUGAAAUGUCUUGAGUCAAUAAGUAUUCAACCCCUUUGUUAUGGCAAGUCUAAAUAAGUUCAGGGGUAAAAAUGUGCAUAACAAGUCACAUAAUAUUGUCACAAAUGGCACACUAUUCCCUUUUAUAGUGCACUAAUUUUGACAGAGCUCUGAACAGGAUUAUGGCUCUAGGCAGAAGCUUUGCUUUGGCGUUUCUGAUUUAUUCUACAAUUCAAACAUUCCACCUACACCGAAAGACGUGGAUGGAAUUCUUCACUUUUAUAGUGUGAACUUCGGCCAUGAACAAAUUUACCGGCACCUGAUAUCACCUUUCCUACGGGAACAGCUGAGCCGCUCUGCGAAUGUACACAGGAAACGCCGCAGCGCAGCUGAGACCGGUGUCAACCCCAACAAGCUGCUUGUUAUUUUCAGUCUGCUACUCUGUGGCGAUGUACACCCCUGUCCUGAAACAAACACCACAAAGCAAGCUCAAAAGCUAUGCCCAAACUGCGGUAAGACCAUAAGGAAGAAUUAAAAAGCGGUGGCUUGCGACAUUUGUGAUUUGUUUGUUCACAUAAAGUGUGGAGCUAUCCAACGCUUGUCAUAUGAUGAAGCUGUAAAGUUUCAAAAUAACAUUUCGCUUGUUUGCAAUGUAUGCUGUUUAAAUAUGGUGCCGAACAUUGGGAUGCUGGACACAAGCAGGGAUGAUGAGUGCAAUCUAGAUGAGAUAGUCGAUGUAUCAGCAGUGGGCACAGAAAAUAACAUGUUUGACUGUUUCAAGCGGAGAGGACUUAACUUCAUCCAUGUGAACGCACGGAGCCUGCUGCCGAAAUUAGAGGAAUUAAAACUCCUUGCUUCUAACACACGGGCUGCAGUAGUUGCUGCGACUGAGACAUGGCUCGAUGGGUCAAUUGAGGACAACGAGGUUGAGCUACCGGGUUAUAGCAUUCAUAGAAUUGACCGAAACGGUGGUGGCGUGUGUGUUUUUACUAGGAAUUAUGUGCAUUUUAACCCUAGUUUGGAUCUGAAAAUGGAUGGUCUUGAAGCUGCAUGGGUAGAUAUACUUCUUCCUAAAUGUCAUCCUAUACUUGUUGGUGUGUGCUAUCGGCCUCCUAAGCAGAAUAAUAUAUAUGCUUUACUUGAAUCGAAUUGCUGUGAUCACAAUGUAUUUGCUGAUAGGGAAUGUAUUCUGCUUGGCGAUUUUAAUACAAAUGUGCAGUUAUCACCCAGUAAAUGCCAUGUAUAACUUUAAUCAGUUAUUUGGACUAAAACAACUGAUUGUUGAGCCAACCCGGGUGUGUAUUGACAGUAAAUCAACUUUGGAUUUGAUUAUUGUAUCAGACCAAGAGAACGUCUGUCAGUCAGGAGUCUUAAAUAUUGGUUUUAGUGAUCAUAUGGUAACCUACUGUACCCGUAAGAAAUCAAAAAUGCUACUUGAGCCAGGUAAUGACUACAUGAACGUACGGUCUAUGAAAUAAUACUCAAAGGAACAUUUUGUAGAAGUACUUGGAAUUUUGGAUUGGUCUCAUGUACUAAACUGUGAUGAUGUUGAUCAAGCUUGGUAUAUUUUUAAAGAUCUGUUUCUGUCUGCACUCGACUCUCUGGCUCCAAUUUAAACAAAAUCGAAUCAAACAGCGGUCAGGGAAAUGGAACAGGGAUUGCUACCAGGCCAAAUUCAGAACGACAAAUCUACAACAAAAUGAUGAUGGUUAUAUUAACUGUAGAAAUCAGGCAAGAAACAAAAUGGAUAAGGCCAAAUCCCAACAUUACAUAGACGCUGUUAAUGACAACUUACAUCAGCCUCGUAAACUGUGGAACAUUUUAAAGGACAUUGGCUCAAAAACUCCCCAUAAGGUAAUAUUCCUGUAGUAUUGGCCUGGAUAUUGAGGAUGUGUUAUGAUAUGACCAGGCAAAGGUUGCAAAUUAUUUGAACACAUUUUUUACCACUAUAGCCUCAUCUCUGGUUAAGAAGUUACCGACCUGCUCUGGACACUAUGGCCAGUCUUUCAUUACGAACAUUUACCAUAGCAAAGGUAUCACAAAUUAUUUGUUUGAGCUGUGCAUGGUGACAGAGGAUAAAGUUUACAAUCUACUAUGCUUAAUGACCACAAACAAAGCAACUGGGCCGGAUAACCUUCCUGCAAGAUUCAUAAAGAAUAGUGCUUGUGUCACUGCUAAAAUGAUAAUGCAUAUUGUAAACCUUAGUAGUGGUACAUUUCCCAAUGAUCUCAAAACAGCCCGGGUGGUUCCGCUCCACAAGAAGAGCAGUAAAACAAAUGUGGGAAACUACAGGCCUGUGUUGAUCCUCAGCACCUUAUCCAAAGUUGUUGAGAGAUUCGUUUUUAAUCAGCUUGAGGGAUACCUUCUCCAGCACAAACUUCUUUAUGAACUCCAAUCUGGCUUUAGAACAGCUCAUUCCACUGAUACUUGCCAUAUCCACCUUUUUUGACCACAUCAAGAAGGAAAGUGAGAAGGGGAACUAUACAGGUAUGGUCAUGUUAGACUUGCAGACAGCUUUUGACACUGUGGACCAUGAUAUUCUCCUGAUGAAACUGAAAUGCAUGGGUCUAAAUGAUUUAGCAGUGAAUUGGUUUAGGUCUUAUCUGACCAACAGAACACAAGUAUGUAAUGUUGGUGAUGUUCUGUCAGAGGCCAAAUAAAUAUCCUGUGGAGUACCGCAUGGAUAAAUUUUAGGGCCUCUAUUUCUUAUAUAUGUUAAUGAUAUGCCAGAUACAGUAAAGUGCAAGCUCCUGCUUUAUGCUGAUGACUCAGCCAUACUGGUAUCAGGGAAGGAUACAGUUUACAUAGAGGAGACCCUGAGUAAGGAAUUGCAUUUUGUUAGAGAUUGGUUGACUGACAACAAAUUGUUGCUACAUUUGGGAAAAACUGAAUCGAUUUUGUUUGGAACAAAACGUAGAUUGCUUAGGGCUGACAAGAUAAAGGUAAACUGUGCAGGCAAGGAGAUUGAAUCUAAAACAAGUGUAACUUAUCUUAGUGUGUCCCUAGAUCAAUCCCUUAAUGGAGACUUGAUUGCUGCUAAAAUUAUUUCUAAAAUGGCGAACAAAUUGAAAUGUUUAUAUCAUAACACUAGAUAUUUUAACAUCAAAGUUAAGAAACUGCUUGUCUCAACCUUGAUUCAGUGUCAUUUUGAUUAUGCCUGCUCUGCUUGGUAAAGUGGGCUAUCAAAAAAGCUGAAAAAGAGAAUGCAGGUCAUGCAAAAUAAUGUUAUCAGGUAUAUGCUGAAUGUCCCCCUAGGACCCACAUAGGGGUACAGGAGUUCCGGGAGGUGGGCUUGUUGCCUUUGGAGUCCAGAAUGGACCAACUUAAACUUAAUCAUAUGUUUGACAUCUUAAAUGAUCGUGCCCCAGGUUAUAUGAAAAACCACAUUGAUAUGGUCUUUAACCAACACAGUUACAAUACUAGAGCUAGUGUUAUGUCUUGUAAAAUCCCAAGAGUAAACAGUAUUGCAAGGAGCACAUUUUUCUAUACCGGCAUUUGUCUAUGGAAUAGCCUCCCCUUGGAGAUCAAGCAAAGAAAAAGUAGAAAUAGCUUUAAAAAGCAGGUAAAGGUUUUCAUUUGGACAAGGUUGUCUAAGUAAGAGAAACCACUCCACUGCCCCCUACUGCUGGUCAGGUGUAUUUAUUUGAAUGAUAGGGAUGAUGUGCAAUGAAUAGAUUGUUUUAAUGUGAAAUUAAUAUGGCUGAUUUUUAAGGUUAGGGAAAAGUGCAGUGAAUAUUGCCCUUUUUUAGGAUGUCAAUAUAAAUGAAUGUAUUUAUGGUUGUUUGUAAUUUUGUCUUGCCUUUUAAUCAUGAUGUGUUAUUGUUUUUACCAUCGAGGACCAUUUUGGAAACAAGCGUUUUAAUUAAUACUUUCAAGUGAUAUCCUCUGGGUCCACAUUGUACAUUUUGUUGUAUAUGUCUGUUACCCUAAAUAAAUUCAAUUCAAUGGACUCACUCUGUGUGCAAUAAUAGUGUUUAACAUGAUUUUUUAAUGACUACCUCAUCUCUUUCCCCCACACAUACAAUUAUCUUUAAGGUCCCUCAGUGGAGCAGUGAAUUUCAAACACAGAUUCAACCACAAAGACCAGGGAAGUUUUCCAGUGCCUCACAAAGAAGUGCACCCAUUGGUAGAUGGGUAAAAAAGCAGACAUUGAAUAUCCUUUUCGGCAUGGUGAAGUUAUUAGUCAAACUUUGGAUGGUGUAUCAAUACACCCAGUCACUACAAAGGCGUCCUUCCUAACUGAGUUGCCGGACAGGAAGGAAACCACUCAGGGAUUUCACCAUGAGGCCAAAGGUGACUUUAAAACAUUUUGAGUUUAAUGGCUGUGAUAGGAGAAAACUGACGAUGGAUCAACAACAUUGUAGUUACUCCACAAUACUAACGUAAUUGACAGAGUGAAAAGAAGGAAGCUUGUACAGAAUACAAAUAUUCCAAAACAUGCAUCCUGUUUGCAACAAGGCACUAAAGUAAUACUGCAAAAACUGUGGCAAAGAAAUUAACUUUUUGUCCUGAAUACAAAUUGUUAUAUUUGGGGCAAAUCCACUCUCCAUAUUUUCAAGCAUAGUGGUGGCUGCAUGUUAUGGGUAUGCUUGUAAUUGUUAAGGACUGGGGAGUUUUUCAGCAUAGAAAAGGAACAGAAUGGAGCACAGGCAAAAUCCUAGAGGAAAACCUGGUUCAGUCUGCCUUCCACCAGACAUUGGGAGAUUAAUUCACCUUUCAGCAGGACAAUAAGCUAAAACACAAGGCCAAAUUCUACAGUGGAGUUGCUUAUCAAGAAAACAGUGAAUGUUCCUGAGUAGCCAAGUUACAGUUUUGACUUAAAUCUGCUUGAACAUUAAAAAAAUUAAAUAAUGGGCAAACAUUUUACAUUUUAGUCAUUUAGCAGACGCUCUUAUCCAGAGCGACUUACAGUUAGUGAGUGCAUACAUUUUUCAUACUUGCCCCCCGUGGGAAUCAAACCCACAACCCUGGUGUUGCAAGUGCCAUGUUCUACCAACUGAGCUACAGGAGGCCAAACGUCAACAAUCCAGGUGUGGAAAGCUCUUAGAGACUUACAGCUGUAAUGGCUGCCAAAGGUGAUUUUAACAUGUAUUGAUUGAUUUCAGGGGGUUAAGUACUUAUCUAACUAUUGUAUUAGUGUUUUAUUUUUCAUAAAUGUUUUACAAAUGUUAGAAUUUUUAUUCCACUUUGACAUUACAGAUUAUUUUGUGUAAAUCGUUAACAACAAAUGACAAUUAAAAACAUUUUUGUCCCACUUUGAACACAAUAAAAUGUGGAAAAAGUUGAGGGGUGUGACUUUCUGAAGGCACUGUAACUCCCUCACUAUCUCACACUGGAAUAACACUGGCCGGGCCCAGGACGUAUUUAUACCCUUACCAGAGCGUGCAACGGAACUGUCUGACCAGUACAGGGCUAGCAAGGAGCAUCUGACCAAUCAGAGAAUGUGAGAUAAGUGUAUGGACAGAGUGUGACACGCAUGGGGAGAGUCUGAUUUGCUAGAGCCACGAGCUGGAGGUGAUUCUAAAUCUCUCACUUGAGAGGGAGAGCCAGUCUUUGCGGCGCCAGCCAGAUGUAAAUAAGUAACACACGCUGGACAAUAGUCCUACAAUGCCCUCGGCAGUAACAUUCGUAACAGGCAGGUUUUUAAACAGAAUUUGUUAUUUUAUCAGGGGUCCCUGGUGUCCCGUGAAGCAAGUUUAAAGGAAAAGGUAAGAUCAUAGCAAAAUCUCUAAAUUAUUUCUUUUCAAGAGUGAUUUGUGGGAUAUUUUGACUUUAUCAACAAAAAGCUGGCACCAUGUAGAUCUAAAUUGGUUCUCUUAUUGACUUUCUCCCUCCCCUCUUUCUCAUUGUGUUUUCAGGAGAAAGAGUUGCCCACGUACAAAGAUGUGGACUUCAGGAAUAACAUGCAGAAGGUUUAUGUGAGUGAGGAGGAGAAGGAGAGGAUCAUGGACAAGCUCAACAGAGACGUGGAGGUGAGUGUCAGAGACAUGGCACAGCAUCAGUUGCACAGUAAUACAAUAUGCAUCAGUACAGAGUGGCUGGCUGGGAGGGAUGCCCCAGUGUGUGUUGAGAGGGAGGAAAGAUGUACAGACAAAUGUGACUGAUCUUUUGUAAGUGGCUAACUGUACUGUUUGUCUUUUCUUCUGUGUGUGUGUGUCUGUCUCCCUCUGUCUCUCUCUCUCUUUCUCUCUCCAGUUUCUGGUGCGUCUGAGGAUCAUGGACUACAGCCUGCUGCUGGGGAUCCACGAUGUGGGCCGGGCGGAGGAGGAGGAGAUGGAGGAGGAGUCGUAUGAUGAUUAUGAUGCGGAGGACGAGGAGGAGGAGAACAGCCUGACUCCUGCCGCUGUUCCUGCUGUGGGCUCCUAUGGCACCUCCCCUGAGGGCAUCGCUGGCUACAUGAACUCCUUUAAACCCCUGGGGCCCGGGGAGUUUGACCCUUAUGUAGACGUCUACGCCAUUCAGAGUGCUGUGGGUGAGUCCCCAUAGAGAUCCUACAAUUCACUUCUAGAAUUAAAGUUUUCCCGACCAAGAUGACAGAUAUAUAGGCAUAUUUCUAGGAUGACAAUUUCCUUUCUAGUGUUCUAUUUAGUUUCUGUGUUCUAUUUAAUUCUGAGUCCCAACAAGUGAAUAUUGUAGCUGAACAGAACAAUGAUUCAAAGAGGAUGGUUUCUUUUUUGAUGUCUUGGAGGUUUUGUAUGGUCAUUGAUGAUCUAACUUUUGGAUACAUUGACUUAUACCAUGGCAUUGUUGAAUACUCAUUUCUGAUUGGCUUGAAGGGCAUUCUAGAGCGUGAAUUAUUUCCUUUCCUACAAUGGAUGGAUCUAAUCCUGAAUGCUGAUUGGUUAACCUCAUUCUAGCCGGUGUCUAUUCCACGAGUUACACCGGCUAAAUCUAUGACCUUAAAAUGCCAGUUUACUCUGUUUCAUCUGACUGCACAAUCCACUGUCUCAUCAGCCCAGCCAGACAAUUUAUAAACUUGAUAAUCAUUAUAAAAAGCAUCUAGACAUUAUCUCAGAUUUCUUUUAGACUAACAUUUAGUUUUCAACAACAGACAUUUGUAUAAACCUUGCUGUCUGUCUCUCCGACAUUUGCAACAUUGUUUCAAUAUUCAAGUUCGAUCUCCAGCCAUCCCAUAGUAAUGAAUGUGUCGGGAGUCGGGACAAGACAGACAGACAGGCAGGCACCGUUUCUCAGCCAGCCGAAAUCAUGGAUCAGCUGGCAUUAUUUUUAUGGAUAUAUACAAAGAAAGGUCAGUUGAAAAAAGGUAAAACGAAACGAAGUGCAGCUAGUUUGCAGUCUUUCCAGCUUCAGUUUGAAGUGAUUGUGUUAGCUGUGUUGUUGGCUAGCUCCUCUGAAUAACAGUGUCCUGACGAGAGAGCACAUUUUCUAUGCCAGGUGAAGUCGCACCUCAUUAGCUCAUUCUUAUGGCUGUAUCUAAAUAAAUGUCACUAGAAAACAGCAAUGCAAAUGCGCCUACUGUUGUUAUUCUGGCUGCACUGUUUGACGUGACUGUAAGUUAGCCGUAGUUGGCUAGCUAGCAAGCAAGGGAUAAGAACGUUGGCAGCCAGUAUGGCAAUGGAACAUUUACAACGUAUGACUGGGUCACGUCCAUAGAUAGAGAACAAAAAGACUGAACGACUGGGUCGCGUCUCUGCCAACCGAACCGAUAGAACGAACGACCAGCCGGCUUGGGUAGCAACCCUAGAUUUGUGUCGGGACUAUAUCUUGUGGAAGGAUGAAAUAGUAUGAAUAAAUAUGUCAAUCAUUAUUUGAAUAUGUUGGUAACCCGUUGUAUAAAAGUGAUAAUGCACUCGAAGCCGGUGUUUGGAGGAUAUAUUGGCACGGUUUGCCGACUUCGUCUCGGGCUUAUAAAACCUAUGCCAAUAUAUCCUCCAAACACCGGCUUCUCAGGCAUUAUCACUUAUAUAACACACGGUAUAUUAGUUCGGUAGAAUUCAAUGUUCUAUGUUUGAGCUGCUUUUGAAAGCAAAAGUCGAAUUGAAAACAUUAUUGGCCUUGUUGAAUUAGAUUUUCAUAAUAGCAAACUAGGAGUGAUGGUUCGGUUAGCUAAACUAGCAAGUCUGUUUGUUUGGUUACUAAGGCAACUACUGUCGCUAUCUAGUGAACUUGCUAGCUACUUCAGUAGAUGUUGAACACAUUUCUAGCGGCAGGGUCAUUCCUAAUAUGCAGUUACUUUUCUGUCCCCAGGAAAUAUCAGUUCUUAUUUAGUGUAAAAUGUGGAUUCCAAAAGGCUUUAAAUAUAAGGUCAGGUGUCCUUUACCUUAAAAACUCCAAAAUACGGAUCCUGAAAGGGAAUUUUAUGUAUUUUAAACACUUUUUGUCAGUGGAUGUAGGCGUUUUUGCCAUGUCUCCAGGUGUUAUUUAUCAAUUUCCACAAGAAAUAUAAGCCAUAAAAUCAUAAAAUGUUAAAAAUCUUUCAUUAUUUUAUAGUCCUAGUUAGUCUCUUUCAUCAAUAGUUUUUUUGCAUGAAUAUUGUAUUUAUUAUUAUUUUAUUUAAGAUUUUCUGUGUGUCCCUGAUAUCACUUUCCACCCUGUUAGUUUGUUGUAAUUCUCCAUUUAAGUAAACAUCCCCUUCCUACAAUGACACCACAUUCAGGAAGUGUCAUAAUUUCUUUGGUGGGAAAGCUAUGGUGCAAAACUACAAACACUCAGUUGUAUCUAUUUUUCCAUGUUUCAUGUUGUCUAUGUCCCUAACGACUGGAACGAACUGCAAAAAAACACUAAAACUGGACAGUUUUAUCUCCGUCUCUUCAUUCAAAGACUCAAUCAUGGACACUCUUACUGACAGUUGUGGCUGCUUCGCGUGAUGGAUUGUUGUCUCUACCUUCUUGCCUUUGUGUUGUUGUCUGUGCCCAAUAAUGUUUGUACCAUGUUUUGUACUGCUACCAUGUUGUGCUGUUGCCAUGUUGUGUUGCUACCAUGCUGUGUUGUCAUGUGUUGCUGCCAUGCUAUGUUGCUGUCUUAGGUCUCUCUUUAUGUAGUGUUGUGAUGUGUCUCUUGUCGUGAUGUGUGUUUUGUCCUAUACAGUAUAUAUAUUUUUUGUCCCCGUCCACGCAGGAGGCCUUUUGCCUUUUGGUAGGCCGUCAUUGUAAAUAAGAAUUUGUUCUUAACUGAAUUAAAUAAAUACAAAUAAAUAUCCACCCUGUUAGGCUAAAUUAUAGAGAACAUUAAAAAAAUAAUCGAAAUGUUAAAAUAUGUUGAUAGAAAUGUUAAGAUCCUGUUCAAGUGUUCACCAUUAUGCUAGCUCAAACUUGCUCACUCACAGAGCUAUGGCUAAUUUAGGCUCAACGUUACUGUGGGUUCCACCCUGUCAGGAUAAUGUGCCUAACAAAUUUGAAAAUGCACCCAAAAAUGUAAGUGCCUGAGCUUGACCAAUAUGUUUUUCUGAAAGUCAAAUAUCAUUUUUCUGAUAGAAUACAAAACAAAAAGGUAAAAUAAAAUUUAAAAAAUCCUAAAGUUUUGAGGUCCAAAUGGCACCGCAUUGUAGGAAUGACCCGGCAAAUGAACACAUUUCUAGCGGCAAAUGUGUUAAAUUAUAGCCAUGGUAUAAAAGGGAUAAUCAACUCUGGAAAAGAAUGCAGCUCCUUCCACGUCAUUCAUUAUUUUCCAUAGAACGCAUAGCCUCUUGUUGAUUAUCCCUUAGACACAGUGAUGAUGAAUAGUGAACUUGUGGGCACAAUGGGUACAAUCCUAACCUGAGAUACCCAUGACUUACUUACUUGAUACUGCAUCAAUGUGUCAAUGAGAGAUUUGUGUGAAAAUGUAUCAUGUGCUUCCAAAUCCAGUUAGGAUUUGUCUCGUACUGUAUUAAGCCGUAUACAGUACAGUAGCUACAUGUAUACCUCACAGUCAGUAGGGGAGUGAUGAUCAUCCAUCCACUGUGUGAUAGCCUAUUACUCACUGUCUGUCUUGCUGCUGUAGGUGCACCCCAGAGGGAAGUGUACUUCAUGGGUCUGAUUGACGUCCUGACCCACUAUGACACCAAGAAGAAAGCCGCUCGUGCUGCCAAGACCGUCAAACACGGGGUGAGUGACACACUGAUGUGUGCAUGCGUGCAAAAGAGUUGUGAGUAUACAUUCUGAACUGUACUUUAGAACCUUUUAGGGGUUAGGAAAUACCCACAUUUAUCUAUUUGUUUUCAAGAUGUCUUCACUAUCUGAAAAGUUAAAGUUCUUAUUGUUGUUGGUUUAUCAAUAUCUGUAUUUGUUUGAUAUGUUGUGUUUUUGUGAUUCCUAGUCUGGAGCAGAAAUCUCCACCGUUCACCCUGAGCAGUAUGCCAAGAGGUUCCGUGAGUUCAUUGCUAAGAUCUUUGUCUAG